AUGAUUCCAAUACCCUGGGAUACAGAUGAAAUCCGUUAUUUCAUCGGCUUCCAGGUUGAUUUGGUCGAGUGUCCCGACGCCAUUGCGGGGUCUGAGUUUGGUGGCGUUGCCGUCAAUUACAAGCACAGCGAUAUUGGCCAAUACAUUUGGACUCCGCCGUCCUCUGCUUUCUGGGAGGCCGACAACGGGCAGACACUGGGAGUGGACGACGUCUCAACCAUAUUGCAGCAGUUCAAUGCAAAGGGCAUUGAAUCAGAUUGGCACCGCACUGUGCCUAUCACCCGAGAACUCAAAGACGCGACUGCUGGAGAUCAAGUCAAUAUUGUUUUCAGCAUACGAAGAAAGCAGAGUGGAUACACAUGGUUCGAAAGCCACGGAUCUCUCUACGUUGAGCAGGGCAAAGGCCGGAAGUGUAUCAUUCUCGUCGGCAGAAAACGCCCCGUAUUCUCCAUUGGCCGUCGAAACAUCGAGUCUCACGGCGGCAUUGGCGACAGCGAAAUGUGGACCAAGCUUUCAACCUCGGGCACUUUCCUCUACGUCUCAUAUAAUGUACGUUCGUUUCUCGACCUGCAACCAGAAUCGCUUGUCGCUACAAAUAUACAAGAGUUGACGCGUAAGGAUUCUAGGGCUGGAUUUGGCCGCACUUUGGAAAAGGCACGACGUGGUAAAAUUGUUAGCUGCAAGCACGAGGUUCUAAACCGGAGCGGCCAAGGACUGCAAGCCCAAACCACGCUCUAUCCUGGAGAUGCAGCUGAAGGACAGAAGCCGUCUUUCUUGCUGGCACAGACAAACCUCUUGAAAGCAUCCUCAAGGGCUCUGGCGCCGGCCACUUCAACAGCCGGCUCUACCACCAGCAGAUCGGUACAUGGACAGAUCUUCCAACCGGCAGGCGGCGGCUUGACCUUGGGUAACCAAGACGAAGCGCUUGCGUCCGAUGAUAAUAUAUUUGACGAACUGAGGACAACAAAGUGCUCCAGCUGGCAAUUUGAGCUCCGUCAAAUGGAAAAGGUUAUAAGAAUUGAUCCAAGGCAAGAACGUGCCGUUGUUGAAUGA
This is a messenger RNA of Akanthomyces muscarius, 1053 nucleotides long. RefSeq lists its product as uncharacterized. The transcript is spliced from 2 exons. Lineage: Eukaryota; Fungi; Ascomycota; Sordariomycetes; Hypocreales; Cordycipitaceae. The record is from RefSeq and is a predicted model, not a curated record. Bases 1 to 1053 code for a protein of 350 amino acids.